Molecule: messenger RNA, 1667 nt
Organism: Macrobrachium nipponense
Lineage: Eukaryota; Metazoa; Arthropoda; Malacostraca; Decapoda; Palaemonidae
Exons: 2
Coding region: 473-1102 (209 amino acids)
Source: RefSeq, a predicted model, not a curated record
GUGGUAGGUCGACCUCCCGUUAGCACCGACGAAGUCGUGUUUACCCGUUCGGCCGUUGUUGGCUCCUGAGGUGACUGUCACUGCAGUUGAAGCGAAGCACCGACGGCAAUAACAAUCAGUUGCGAAUUAGAACCACAAGCUCAACGGACAGAGAAAUCAUUAAACAAGAGCACCAAAAGACUUUUCUCAACUUUCCCCAAAAGGUCAUCCAUCGCCUUCCAACUUUAACAAAAACAGCGUCGUCUUCUCCGAGGUUCUUAUACGUGUAUUUUCGGGGACUUGAAAGAAACCAGUUGAAGUGCGUGUAUGAAGAGAAACAUUUUCGCGAUUAACAAACAUUUUCAACUUUGAAAAUUGGGACUGGAAAACGAAAAUCGACUGAGAACCGAACAGGACACUGAAGUGUAGAACGCUGUCCGUCACACUGGAACGGAGAUAAACCUUAAAACUGCUGAAAACUAUAAGUGACAAUAUGAUGAAGAUGACUUAUAGCCUGGUUGCAGUGGUACUAGCAACAGCAGCCAUGGCAGCGGAACAGCACGCUCCUGAGCAAGACUCUUGGCUACCAUCCUUCCCCAAGGCAAGACCAGCACGCAGCCUUCACAACAAAGAUUGGGUUGCUCAUGCUUGGCAGCCUGAGGCAAACCCCCUGACGCCUUCCACUCACCAACGGUGGUCUGCAGAUGAAGACGUAAGGGAUGUUGCUUGGGAAGUUCAAGACCCCUUGGGUGCAGCUUUACAAUUUGAACAUGGAAAUCUAGAUGAAGAUCUCGCCAAUUCAGAAGAAUCGAUGCUUGAAAUAGUGCGACAGCCACCCAGUCGUCUUGGGUCCUUGGUAGAUCUCUAUAAAGACGUAUUUCAUGGAUUGAGCCCCUUCGUUGCUAAUCCAGAAAACCAAAUUCUCCCAGCCAAACCAGAACGUCGCUCUGGACUGAGUUCUCUUGAGGGUAUUCCAGAAAACCAGAUUUUACCCGCUAAACCAGAACGCCGCUCUGGACGCAGGCCAGCUGCUUGCAGGUUUGGGCCAUUUGGAUUGGUCUGCUGGAAUGCUGCAAGGCGAGGCGCCGUGAUGCGACAACGUUCUACCCAGUAUUCCCAGUAGUAAAGUCCCUUCAAGUUCCCUUUGCUCCAGGACAGAGCAGAACUACAUACGCUUCUAAGGUUAUUUAAAUGAUCCUACCAAGUACCGUACUUUAUAUGACUUUCCACGAUUCAAAACUACAUAUCUGACAAUGAAACAUAAUCACAAAUCACACAAAUUACCCUUUUCUUGGGUCCUUUACAAAAUCAUCCUCCUUUCCAUAAGCACCAAUUCAUGAUAUCCCAAGUCUUUAACAUACAGUAUAACUAUCUCCAUACUGCAUUGUUGCAUAUAAAAUCCUUACCCUACUUCUACUCUUCAUAAAUUAAUGUCGCAUUACUACACCACCAAUACACCGCUUUUUAAUGAGUGAAUCAGUUUUAGAGUCUUUCCUUCAUCAAUAAUCACCUCUCAACAAAAUCCCUUACAUGGACCUGAAAUUGCUUCAAUAUCAUGCUCCAGCUUUGGAAACUUCAUGUUUUUAAAUCUGGGAAGACAAACGCACUGUGUCUUACUUGAAUACAUGUCAGAGUAUUCUUGUUUUUUGCCAGUUUCGACUGAAUAAUAAAUAUGUCCUACACUUGAA